AAUGCCACCUCACAUUUCCAUGGAGGAGCCAAAGGCCACAGCCUGGUCAAAUUGGUCAGAUUCUACCACACUAAAACCCAUCAAGAACACUGUCAUUGUGCUGUGGUACUGGCCCUUUGGCGGAUCGGUCAGUCUUGCUGAUAAUUACUGCAUGGAUAACUAUGGCAUUCCCAACUGCGACGUAGUGGGCAAUCAGUCCUGGUUCCCCAAAGCAGAUCUGGUGGUGUUCCACAACCGUGAGUUGAUGAACGGGCAGCGGAGGUUACCCCUGAAUCUGCCUCGGCCAAAAACCCAGAAGUGGGUCUGGCUAUCCUUGGAGAGUCCUCCACAUAAUGGGAAUAUGAGGCCCCUAGCCGGCCUCUUCAACUACACCAUGUGUUAUCGCCGGGACUCAGACAUUUAUGCGCCGUAUGGGUGGCUCGUGCCAAGCAAAGCUCCGAAUGGCACAACCGUUGAGGACUUUAUACCAAAGGGCAAAACUGCUCUGGCCUGUUGGGUGGUGAGCAACUACCAGGAUAGACAUGAGAGGACACAAGUGUAUAACAAGCUGAAGAAUGUCAUCCCAGUGGAUGUGUAUGGAGGUGCAAGAAAUAAGCGGAUCUCUGGAGAUAGUCUCCUACCCACAAUAUCUCGUUACUAUUUCUACCUCUCCUUUGAGAACAGCAUUGCUACAGACUACAUCACGGAGAAAGUUUGGAAAAACGCCUUUAUGGGUGGAGCCAUACCGGUGGUUUUAGGUCCGCCGCGGGAACAAUACGAGGCGGUCUUGCCAAAGAACUCCUUCAUCCACGUGGACGACUUCAGCACAGUAGAGGAAAUGGGCAUCUUCAUGAAGGCUCUGGCUGCGGAUAAAGAGCGCUACGCUUCCUACUUUGCCUGGCGUCUGAACUACACCGUUGCUGUUGCAGGAUGGGCGGAGAAACUGUGCAGGAUCUGUCCAAUUAUUAGCAGCCCCAAGCAGUCAGAGCAAAAUGGUGUCCUGUCCAACAAGCGACUGUCAUCAACAGGUUCUCCCCAGGGUUGUGUUCUGUCCCCUCUUCUGUUCAUCCUCUACACCAAUGACUGUAGGAGUGUCUAUGGAAACAGACAUCUCCUCAAGUUUGCAGAUGACACUGUUUUAAUCAGUCUGCUUCAGGAUGGAGAGGUUUAUCAUGGGCCAGUGGUGGAUGACUUUGUGGAGUGGUGUGACAACCACUUCCUGAAGUUGAAUGUCAGUAAAACCAAAGACAUGGCCAUUGACUUCCGGAAAAUCUCCUAUGCAGCUGCUCCGACAAUAAUCAAGGGCUCACCAGAGAGUGUGGACAGCUACAAGUACCUGGGAACAGUCUUGGACAGGAACCUUAAAUUUGACCUCAACACAACCGCAAUCUGCAAGAAGGGCCUGCAAAGAUUGUAUUUUCUGAGAAUGCAUUCAAUGUGGACAAAACUUUGA
This is a messenger RNA of Sardina pilchardus (European sardine), 1432 nucleotides long. RefSeq names its product alpha-(1,3)-fucosyltransferase 7-like. The record is from RefSeq and is a predicted model, not a curated record. Gene Ontology annotation, molecular function: alpha-(1->3)-fucosyltransferase activity. The transcript is spliced from 2 exons. Bases 2 to 1432 code for a protein of 476 amino acids. NCBI's taxonomy places the organism in Eukaryota, Metazoa, Chordata, Actinopteri, Clupeiformes, Clupeidae. Gene Ontology annotation, cellular component: membrane.